AUGAAACCAUUUUUAUCAAGUCGAAGACAAAGACACGUUCGUGCGAUUUGCUUUCAUAACGUAAGCCUAUUCAAGGCCAACGGAAACUCCAAAUUUAUGAAGGAGCAUGCCGAUGGGUUCGUCCCAUGUUUUUUCAUCUUGAAGUCUAUCAGGGGGGAGCUACUUUAUGUGAGUGAGGUACAAUCUGAUUCUUUACAGAAACUGAGUUUCCAGGAAAUACCGAAACUGAAUGGUACAUCUGCCAUGAUAAUUCUGAACUUAGUGGGAAAAGUUCCAAGUGAAAUUUUGCGCAGCAUAAGUCUAAAUACAAACACCAAUGUUGACGAUAAAUGGUGCGUUUUGUGCACUUACAAGAUAGAUCUUAAUAAGUUACAAUUCAUCAAUGAAGACGCAGUUUUAAUUACGGGUACUAACACGCCAGUGCUUGAAUUGGUAGAUGGGUGCUAUACAUUACCUACCGAAAACGUUAAGCCAAUAAAAGAACCGAUUGGUUUGCACAAAAGGAAUAUAAGCGAAAUUAAGCUUAAAUAUUCACUGGCAUAUAGUUCUUUACUCAAAUUAAACAAGUUAUUGGAAUAUUCCUCGCAAGUUCAUGAAGAAAUCAACGAAAUUUCCACCAAGAUAGAAGAAAGUUUUCCAUUGCAUAAAAAUCAGCAUAAGUGGUAUAUGAAAACUGUACAGAAGUCUAUAGAGACACUACUAACUAAAACCAAAAAAAAAAGUUUAGAAAUGACCCAACUCGAAAAAAAUGGUACGAUCAGCCAUUCAAAAACUGAUGUAUCCUUGAUAUCACAAGAUGAAUCUAUAAACGAUGACUACGGAAGUAUAUACUCCAGGUUCGUGCAGAUCAAAGAUAGAUUAGAUCAAUUAAGAUUCAAAAAAUUAUUUCAGCUAGUAGGAAUCUUCGCUUCAACGGGGUUGUUUGACACAACAAAAGGUUAUAUACAUUUCGAAGGCCCUUCUAGCAUAGAUGAUGUCGCCGCAUACCUUAAAUUAAAACCAUUAGAUAUAGGAAUCUUAUUUGGACAGGCAAAUGAAUCCACAAAGCGCAGGGAACACAUAAACAGUCAAUUGGGUUACUACCUGUUAUUUCUCUAUUUAGCCGCGACUCAAAUCUUCAAAGCCCCUUUACCCUAUAAGUUGAUGUAUUAUGGUAGCACUUCAGUGAUCGAGGGUCAGUACCCUCUCUACUUUACUGACUCAAUGAUCGCAAGACAUCAAGCAAAAUUGAUCAGAGCAAUACGCUAUUUUAAUGCCAACAUUUUACAGUUUAAGCAAUUUCUGGAGAAUUACUGUCCAACAUAG
Molecule: messenger RNA, 1305 nt
Organism: Saccharomyces kudriavzevii IFO 1802
Lineage: Eukaryota; Fungi; Ascomycota; Saccharomycetes; Saccharomycetales; Saccharomycetaceae
Gene: VPS38
Product: Vps38p
Exons: 1
Coding region: 1-1305 (434 amino acids)
Cellular component (GO): phosphatidylinositol 3-kinase complex, class III, type II
Source: RefSeq, a predicted model, not a curated record